AUGUCAAUCUCUGCACAAAACUCUCUUCAAUCUCAACCUGAGACUCCAAGAAACUCCACCACCCAGAUGAAAAGAACAGAAGAGUCCCAUGAAAGAAAAGAUGAAGAAGAAGAAGAAACCAUGAAGAUUUGGGACUGUGGUAGCCCCUUGUAUGAUUCAUAUGAACUGGUUUCACUUACCCAUCACAUUGAGAAGCAUUUUAUGACCAUACCAUCCCUUGGAGGAUCAAGACAUCUGACAAGCCAAUUUUCCCAGGCAUCAAUGGUGGUUCCGUCGUCCUCGAAAAAGGUCACAGGGUCUUCUGUGGUGGCCUUCUUGGCAGACUUUGUGGAGAAGAAUGUGUGGAAGAGGAGGGAUGGAGAGAGAAAAGACAAGCCCAAGAAGCUGAAAACUGGGGUUUAUAAGAUUUAUAACAGGAUUGGUUCAUGGAGGAAAUAG
Molecule: messenger RNA, 438 nt
Organism: Ilex paraguariensis (yerba mate)
Lineage: Eukaryota; Viridiplantae; Streptophyta; Magnoliopsida; Aquifoliales; Aquifoliaceae
Source: the annotation of a GenBank genome assembly